GCGAUAUUGUUUGCCAUCCAUUGUAAUGCUGUGUAUUUCAAAUUGGAAUUCCAACUUAUCGUCGUAGUACUAGCAGUUCUACGUUUAGGCGAUGGUACAAAACAAUCAACGAAGAUUGCGAAGACACCGGAAGAUGGCAUCAAGGCAUCGCCGAAAACUUCUCCGAAGCCGGUAUCCUGUAAGAAGUGCAACAAAGAGAUUCCUGCAGGGACGCCAUUUUAUGAGGUUGAUCGCGCACCAAAGUGCGAGGAAUGCUGUACU
Molecule: messenger RNA, 261 nt
Organism: Ostertagia ostertagi
Lineage: Eukaryota; Metazoa; Nematoda; Chromadorea; Rhabditida; Trichostrongylidae
Source: the annotation of a GenBank genome assembly